AUGAAGCUGCAGGUCUUGUCUGCCAUAAUCAAUGAUGGUAUAUAUAUUGAUAAGAGGCAAACGAGAAAUAUUGAAGAUAAGAGAGAAAGAGAAAUCAAGCUUUCAAGCAAGCUUCCAGAAUUUGUAGUUAAAAAUAACCGCAAUGGCCAACAGCCCAAGUCAUUAUGUCUCCCACCAUAUAUAAUUCUUAGAGAAAGACAAGAAGAAUCAAUAACAUCGUUAAUAUUUAAUAGUGGAUAUAUGCCAGAUGAGAUGAGAGCUAGUGACCCCGACCGUACCAGCUGGCGCGCUGAAAGAUAUGAAGUCCGAACUAAAUAUCGGUCAACACGACUAUAG
Molecule: messenger RNA, 336 nt
Organism: Dovyalis caffra
Lineage: Eukaryota; Viridiplantae; Streptophyta; Magnoliopsida; Malpighiales; Salicaceae
Source: the annotation of a GenBank genome assembly